AUGUACAUCAAGACGCUCACCAUCCAGGGCUUCAAGUCCUAUCGAGACCAGACCGCCGUCGAGCCCUUCUCUCCACAUCACAACGUUGUCGUCGGUCGAAACGGCUCGGGCAAAUCCAACUUCUUCUCUGCCAUUCGAUUCGUCCUGUCCGAUGCCUAUACUUCCAUGUCGCGUGAGGAGAGGCAAUCUCUGCUUCACGACAGCUCCAGCUCCACCUCAGCUACGCUCUCCGCGUUCGUAGAGAUCGUCUUUGACAACAGCGACAACCGCUUCCCCACAAACGGCACCGAGGUCAUCCUUCGCAGAACUAUCGGUCUCAAGAAGGACGAAUAUAGCAUUGACCGCAAAUCCGCCUCCAAAGCCGAUGUUGCCAACCUGCUCGAGUCGGCCGGCUUUUCCCGCAGCAACCCAUACUAUAUCGUGCCCCAAGGCAGAAUCACGCACCUCACAAAUGCAAAGGACCACGAACGUCUCGGCCUGCUCAAGGAGGUUGCCGGUACACGCGUCUAUGAACAGCGCAGAGCCGAAUCGAUCAAGAUCAUGGAGGACACCAGUGCCAAGCGUUCCAAGAUCGACGACCUCCUCGACUACAUUGAGAGUCGUCUGCGCGAACUCGACGAUGAGAAGGAGGAGCUCCGCGAAUACUACGAAAAGGACCGCGAGCGCAGGUGCAUCGAGUACAGCCUCCAUCAACGCGAGCUCACAGAGUGUGCCGAGCUGCUCGAGAAGCUCGAGGAGGAACGCAGACGCGACGUCGACGCCUCCAACGUCCGCAGAAGCGAGUUCAACGACCGCGAGAAGCUGCUCGCUCGCCUAGAAGCAGAGCUCGCUGCCACGGGGCAGACAAUUGAGCAACGCAGUCUCGAGAAGAAUCAGCUCGAGCAAGAGAGGCGAGACGUGGCCAAGCACCUCGCUCAGAUCGAGUCGCUCGUCGAGGAGCUCGAAGAGGUGGGCGAGAAGCGCGCAGAUCGACGUGGUGCCCUGGAGACCGAGCUCGCCCGCAUCCGCACCGACAUCCAGCAAAAGCAAGCACAGCUCGAAGAGCUUCGACCCACCUUGGAUGCGCUCAACGCUGAAGCAGAGCAGCUGCGUGCAGCCCUCGAAGAGACCAAGGCGCGGGUCUUGGCGCUCUACUCGAAACAGGGUCGUUCAGCUCAGUUCCGCACACAGCGCGAGCGAGACGAAUACCUGCGUUCUCAGGUUGCUGGCCUGGACCAGUUCCUGCGCUCGCAGCAGACACGAAUCCAAGAGACGGGUCGUGAGCGUGCCACCAUCACAGAGCGAAGGGCCGCUACACUCCGUCAAAUUCAGGAGAUCGAGGCAAAUCUCGACAAUCGAAAGGAUACUAUCCAACAGCUAGCCUCCGAGUACGCCGCCAAGCGCGACCGCCGUGACGAACUCCAGGAAGUGCGCAAGGACCUGUGGAAGGAGCAAGAGUCACUGAGAUCCUCGCUCGCCUUUGCAGGCACCGAACUCUCCAACGCGCAGCGCAAGCUCGUCGGAAUGAUGGACAAGGCCACCGUCCAGGGCUUGCUUGCCGUUGAAAAAAUUGCGGCUCAACUCGGUCUCCAAGACAAUGUCAAGGGUCCCGUCUACCAGCUUUUUACCGUCGACGACAAGUACAAGACUGCUGUCGAGGUGGUGGCUGGUGCCUCGCUUUUCCACGUGGUUGUUGAUACGGAUGAGACAGCAAGCAAGCUUCUCGAAGUCAUGAACCGCGAAAAGAGCGGUCGUGUCACGUUUAUGCCGCUCAACCGUCUGCAUCCAAAGGAGACGGACUUUCCCACUACGCAAGAUGCCAUCCCUCUGAUCAAGAAGCUCCAAUUCGACAGAGCGCUCACACCCGCCUUUCAGCAGAUCUUUGGCCGUAGCAUCGUCUGUCAGAACCUUGAGAUCGCUGCCGCCUACGUGCGCAGCCACGGCGUCAAUGCCGUCACGCUCGACGGUGACAAGGUCGAGCGCAAGGGUGCGCUUUCUGGUGGUUACCAGGACCCGAGACGCAGCCGCCUGGAUGCGGUAAUGGACGUGCGCAAGUGGAAGACGCAGAGCGAGCAGGACACAGCCAAGCAGACCGAAGUGCAGCGCCGUGUCACCGAGAUCGAGCAGGAGAUCACUGGCUUGAUGGGUGAAAUGUACACAUUGCAGCAUCGGCGCGACGAAGCUCGAAACUCGCGUGGCCCGCUCAUGGACCAGCUCCAACGCGCACGCACCGAGGUAGACGACCUGGCGCAGCGCUUGCAAAGCAUCGAGCGACGCGAAGCCGACCAGAGCCUCGAGCUCAAAGCCGCGCAGACGCAGCGAGCGGGCUUGGAGGAGGAACUGCGCACGCCCAUGUCGCAGGGUCUCACAUCGCAAGAAGCCGCUCAGCUCGAGGCGCUCCAUGCGCAGGAAGACCAGCAGAAGCGCGAGCUCGCCGACAAAUCCAGCACGUUGUCCGAACUCACCAACCGCCGCUCAAUUCUCGAGAUUGAUCUCAACGAGAACCUGCGCCGACGCCAAGAAGAGAUCGGAUCGCAGCUCGAGGCGCUCGGCGAGUCGCUGGGUGACGACGAUGCAGCGUCUGCGUCGGGUGUCCAGGACGUUUCGGCUCGCAAACGUGAAAUUGACGCUCUUCGUCGUCGCAUCGCCGACCGCGAGAAGCGAAUCAAGACGAUCGAAAAGGACCUAGACCGUCUGAUGCAGUCGACCCAGGACACGCAGGCUAGCUACGACAAGACGAAGGCAGACCAGGCCGAAGAUGCACGCAGCAUCGCACGUCAGCAGAAGAAUGUCGAACGAUACCUUUCGAAGCGUUCGCGCCUGCUCGAGCAGCGCGAUCGCUGCAACCAGCAAAUCCGUGACUUGGGCGUUUUGCCCGAGGAGGCGUUUGAAAAGUACAUCAGCACGAGCUCUGACCGGCUGCUCAAGAGCCAUCGCAAGGUGCACGAGAGUCUGAAGAAGUUCUCACACGUCAACAAGAAGGCGGUGGAGCAGUACAACUCGUUUACCAAGCAGCGCGACCAGCUGUUGGAGCGUAGGGGUGAACUCGAGCAUAGUGCCGAGAGUAUUCAGGAGCUCAUCGACGUGUUGGACCAGAGGAAGGACGAGGCGAUCGAGCGCACGUUCAAGCAGGUCAGCAAGUACUUUGAAGAGGUGUUUGAAAAGCUCGUUCCCGCCGGGAGAGGUAGGCUGAUCAUGCAGCGACGGGCUGAGAUCGCCUCUGCGGCUGGCGGUGCGGCGGCGGCGGAAGAGUCAGACGACGACGCUGCGGGUCAGGUGGAGAACUACACGGGUGUCUCGAUCAAGGUCUCGUUCAACUCGAAGCACGACGAAGGUUUGCGUAUUCAGCAGCUUUCGGGAGGUCAGAAAUCGCUCGUGGCGCUGGCCACGGUGUUUGCGAUUCAAAAAUGCGACCCAGCACCGUUCUACCUAUUCGACGAGAUUGACGCCAACCUGGACGCGCUCUACAGGACGGCGGUGGCCAACAUGAUCCGCGAGCUGGCCGAGAAUGCUCAGUUCAUCACGACAACGUUCAGGCCCGAGAUGGUGCAGGUGGCAAGGAAGCAUUACGGUGUGUUGUUCGAUGCCAACAAGGUCAGCAGCAUCAGGAGCAUCAGUCGGGACGAGGCGUACGAGUUUGUGGAGGCUGCGGCUACGACUGAGCCUGCGCGUUGA
Molecule: messenger RNA, 3654 nt
Organism: Sporisorium graminicola
Lineage: Eukaryota; Fungi; Basidiomycota; Ustilaginomycetes; Ustilaginales; Ustilaginaceae
Exons: 1
Coding region: 1-3654 (1217 amino acids)
Biological process (GO): mitotic sister chromatid cohesion
Cellular component (GO): chromosome
Molecular function (GO): ATP binding; double-stranded DNA binding; cohesin loader activity
Source: RefSeq, a predicted model, not a curated record